UAAACUCAAUUGAAGUCACCAGCGAGAACUGAAGCGUGAUGCUCAGUUAACGCGGAAUCAUUUAGCAAAGCAGUAGUGGAAGAAUGACUGGGAGAGAUGGAACUCAGAUUAAUGGCUGUUCCUCUGCCCCUGCAUCUUGUCUAUGAGGCUGGCAGUGGUGUGUGGGCGGCCUCACCAGCUGGGAUCAGGGGGAUGGAGAAGGCUGUUAUCUCACGCUGCCUUUAAUACAUUUAUAACACCACCCAGCACAACUCCGCUGGUUUUAUUUUUGCACUGUUACUAGCUGGAAUUGGAAGUUAGAAAUAUUUAUUUGAUGAGCAUUUCUGCAUUGUAAUUUAUUCUUCUCAUCUGUUCACUUGUAACUAUGCACGAUGCCCGACAUCUGUCCAACUUUACAUUGUUGAAUGUACACUUAGUUUGUAUCAGAAAUGUGGACGCAGUAGGUCAGCACACUUAAUGAGACUGAAAAGACAGAACACAUGAUGACAUGUUUGUAGGAGGUCUCUCUUCCCUUCCUCACUCCCUCCCUCCGCGUGUGUGUGUCUCUCUCUUCCUCUGUGUGAGCGGGUGUUACUGAGCAUGCAAUGAUUGUUAGUAAGAGCCAGUGAGGCAUCUAUAUAAAAGCGGAGAGUGACUUAUAGAAAGCGACAGCGACGCAUUACAGCCACCUGAAGACCGAGGUCAUAUCUGAGAGUUAAGACAUGGACUGCCACAAUGAAGAACGCAGCAGACCCCAGGAGGAGGAGGACAUCAUGGACAUCCCACUGGAUGACCCUGAGGCCAACAGGGCGGCCGCCAAGAUCCAAGCUGGCUUCCGUGGCCACAUGACCCGUAAGAAGAUGAAGCCAGAGGACAAAGCAGAAGGAGAGGAGAGGCAGGAGGAUCGGAGGCAGUAGUGAGGGAUGACACAGCUGUGCCAGAGCAGUGACACCCUUGUCCUGGCAUGGAUGAAGAGAGAGAGAAAUAGGUGGAGGCUCAGCAACGUAGCAAGCAAGUAUGGUUGCCUGGCACAAGCUGGCUAAGUUGGUUUUCAGGCGUACCUAUUUACCACAGGAGUUUCAUUUUUUCCUAUUCAACAUAAAUUAGUGGUAGAAGAUGAACAAUUUGAGAAUGUUUUUUGGUGAACUUUAGCACUCCUUCUUCUGCUUCUCCAGCAGUCUUCAUCAGUCAGUAAAUAUGUUUUUGACCCAGGAGUGUCAACUUCACUGCAUGUACUUGUGAAACUUCUGGUUAUGCGCUAGUUUUAGAUGAUCUGUGAAUGUGAAAAUGAAUGUCCUCGAAAUGCAUAACAGGGCUUUUUUUGGAAUAGUCUGUGUAUAAGCCUUGUGUGCAUCAUCAGUAAACCUCUAUGACUUAAAUUGUUGGUGAUUUGUGCAGUUUUGUUACAUGCUUGUAUCUUAAUAUUAUUUACUCAUUGAUUCGCUUGAAAAAGUCAUUAAAGAUUUAAAUAAAAUCUGCUAAAAGUA
Messenger RNA from Phyllopteryx taeniolatus (common seadragon), 1466 nucleotides. It is a transcript of the gene nrgna, whose product is annotated as neurogranin (protein kinase C substrate, RC3) a. The record is from RefSeq and is a predicted model, not a curated record. Bases 702 to 896 code for a protein of 64 amino acids. Gene Ontology annotation, molecular function: calmodulin binding. The transcript has 3 exons. NCBI's taxonomy places the organism in Eukaryota, Metazoa, Chordata, Actinopteri, Syngnathiformes, Syngnathidae.